Molecule: messenger RNA, 899 nt
Organism: Punica granatum (pomegranate)
Lineage: Eukaryota; Viridiplantae; Streptophyta; Magnoliopsida; Myrtales; Lythraceae
Source: RefSeq, a predicted model, not a curated record
AUGAAGCAGCCGCAGCCGAGGGCAGUGGUGGUCGGAGGGAGCAUAGCAGGAGUGUCGUGUGCCCACACGCUUGCCUUGGCUGGCUGGGAUGUCGUAGUCCUUGAGAAGUUGCGCGGGCCUCCAACUGGCAGCUCCACUGGCGUUGGUGUCGGUAUAGACCCUCUCGUGCAGCGGAUAAUUGGAUCGUGGCUCCGGAAACCAGGCAGCCUUCAUAAUAUAAGCUUGCCGCUGACGGUUCAUCAGGUAAAACUUCUCCACACAAUCAGUGAUAGGAAGAUCAGCAAAAUCCUCACAAGAGAUGAACGCUUCAACCACAUUGCAGUCCACUGGGCAGACAUCCACGGCCUUCUCUAUAACUCGACCCCGCAACAGGUUCUCUUCCUCUGGGGCCACCUUUUCCACUCUUUCUCCGUGUCCAACAACAAGAAAUCUGUCAAGGUUAAGGCCAAGGUUCUUCAGAGUGGAGAAACCAUCGAAGUCGAUGGGGAUUUGCUUGUCGCCGCUGAUGGUUGCCUCUCUUCGGGAAGCCAGAGUUUCCUUCCGGACCUCAAACUAAGGUAUUCAGGUUACUGUGCUUGGAGAGGAGUAUUUGAUUAUUCUGGGAUUGAAGAUUCCGAAAACAUGAAAUGGAUCAGAGCAGUGUACCCUGGGCUCGGGAAAUGCUUGUGCUUUGACUUGGCACCAGGAACUCACAAUGCCUUCCCGAACAAACGAAUUAACUGGCUCUGGUAUAUCAAUCAGCCCGAACCCGAGCUGAAGGUAGUCCCUCUUCUAUUCCUGAGAUCUUUCCAUGAAACUCAAUCUACUAAAACUCUUUUGGUUCGGUUUGGCUAGUUGAUCACCGCAAUCUAGUUGUGAUGAAAGGGCACUUCAGUUACGAUGAAAGCAAGAGACGACAU